AUGGCCGGUCCAUCACAAGAGGCAGCACCCAAGUCCCUCGUGGCCUCACUUUCCGCCGCAUUGUCGCGUCGGGAGGCCAAAUCCGCCCGUCGGAGGCUGACUGUUUUACCUCGGACGGCAGUGGACUUCUCGUCGAAUGACUUCCUGUCGUUGUCAACGUCUUCCGCAUAUCGAGAGCGCUUCCUGGCACUUCUGAACAAUACUCCGCCGUCAUUCCCCCUGGCCAGUGGGGGAUCUCGGCUAUUAGACGGGAAUUCGGCGUAUGCGGAAGAACUCGAGAACUUUGUCGCAACAUUCCAUCAAGCUCCGACGGCACUGCUAUUUAAUUCUGGAUACGAUGCUAACGUCGGGGUGCUCUCUAGCAUUCCACAACCCGGCGAUGUGAUUCUAUACGAUGAGCUCAUCCAUGCUAGUGCUCACGAGGGCAUGCGUCUGUCGCGGGCUGGUUCUCGCAAGAUGUUUCGCCACAGCUCGCCAAUUGGCUUGAGGGAGACUCUCAAGUCGCAGAUCGCAAAGGACCCGACAGUUGCUGAAGGUACACGGAAUGUCUUCGUGGUCAUUGAGUCAAUUUACAGUAUGGAUGGCGAUGUGGCUCCGAUCAAGGAGUUCAUCGCAGUUGUUGAUGAGUUGCUACCCAAAGGUAAUGGAUAUUUCUAUGUCGAUGAAGCACAUGCUACUGGAGUAUUUGGACCACGAGGUGCUGGGGUAGUUCAAGAACUUGGCGUUCAGGAUCGCAUGUUCAUUCGCGUGCACACGUUCGGAAAGGCACUGGCGAGUCACGGAGCGAUGGUUCUCUGUGGACCGGAGACGAGAGAUUAUUUGAUCAAUUAUGCCCGGAGUUUGAUCUACACAACAGCUCUGGGCUUCCCAUUCCUAGCAUCGAUUCGCGCUGCAUAUGAGCUCCUGUUAUCUGGUGAAACUGAAUCGGCGAGUCGAUCCCGUUCCCACGUCCUCCAUAGCCGUAUCUAA
This is a messenger RNA of Penicillium paradoxum, 969 nucleotides long. Its product is annotated as aminotransferase class I/II-fold pyridoxal phosphate-dependent enzyme. Gene Ontology annotation, molecular function: pyridoxal phosphate binding; transferase activity. Gene Ontology annotation, biological process: biosynthetic process. Bases 1 to 969 code for a protein of 322 amino acids. NCBI's taxonomy places the organism in Eukaryota, Fungi, Ascomycota, Eurotiomycetes, Eurotiales, Aspergillaceae. The transcript is spliced from 2 exons. The record is from RefSeq and is a predicted model, not a curated record.